Molecule: messenger RNA, 2500 nt
Organism: Raphanus sativus (radish)
Lineage: Eukaryota; Viridiplantae; Streptophyta; Magnoliopsida; Brassicales; Brassicaceae
Product: AP2-like ethylene-responsive transcription factor BBM2
Exons: 9
Coding region: 1-1713 (570 amino acids)
Biological process (GO): regulation of DNA-templated transcription
Molecular function (GO): DNA-binding transcription factor activity; DNA binding
Source: RefSeq, a predicted model, not a curated record
AUGAAUAAUAACUGGUUAGGCUUUUCUCUCUCUCCUUAUGAACAAAAUCACCACCGUCAGGAAGUCGACUCUUCCACCCCCAUAACCGCCGUAGAUGUCACGGGGGAGUUCUGCUACAAUCUGACCGCUGCCUCCGAUGGGACUUCAGCCGUUCAAACAUCGUUUCCUUCUCCCUUCGGUGUCGUCCUCGAUGCCUUCACAAGAGACACCAAUAGUCACUCCCGAGAUUGGGACAUCAAUGGUAGUGCAUGCAAUAACAUCCACAAUAAUGAGCAAGAUGGACCAAAGCUUGAGAAUUUCCUCGGCCGCACCACCACGCUUUACAACAUCAACGAAAACGGUGGCGAUGGAAGCGGAGGUUAUGGAGAAGACGACGGUAGUGGUGGCUCACUAGGCCUUUCGAUGAUAAAUACAUGGCUGAGGAAUCAACCCGUGGCUAAUGUUGAUAAUCAAGAAAAUGGAAAUGGCGCAAGAGGCCUGUCCCUCUCAAUGAACUCAACUACUUCUUGUGAUAGCAACAACGACAACAAUAGUAUUGUUGUUGCCCAAGGGAAUGAUAGCGUAGAAGCUGCACCGAAGAAAACUAUUGAGAGUUUUGGACAGAGAACGUCUAUAUACCGCGGUGUUACAAGGCAUCGGUGGACAGGAAGAUACGAGGCACAUUUAUGGGAUAAUAGUUGCAAAAGAGAAGGCCAAACUCGCAAAGGAAGACAAGUUUAUUUGGGAGGUUAUGACAAAGAAGAAAAAGCAGCUAGGGCUUAUGAUUUAGCCGCUCUCAAGUAUUGGGGAACGACCACUACUACUAACUUCCCCAUGAGCGAAUAUGAGAAAGAGGUAGAAGAUAUGAAGCACAUGACGAGGCAAGAGUAUGUUGCCUCUCUGCGCAGGAAAAGUAGUGGUUUCUCUCGUGGUGCAUCGAUUUAUCGUGGAGUAACAAGACAUCACCAACAUGGAAGAUGGCAAGCUAGGAUAGGAAGAGUCGCCGGUAACAAAGACCUCUACUUGGGAACUUUUGGCACACAAGAAGAAGCUGCUGAGGCAUACGACAUUGCGGCCAUCAAAUUCAGAGGAUUAACCGCAGUGACUAACUUCGACAUGAACAGAUACAACGUUAAAGCAAUCCUCGACAGCCCUAGUCUUCCUAUUGGCAGCGCCGCGAAACGUCUCAAGGAAGCUAACCAUACGGUUCCAAGUAUGAUGAGGAUCAGAAACAACGUUUCAGAGAGUGAGAACAAUGGUAGCGGUUGGCAAAACGUUGCGGUUCAGCAUCAUCAGAGAGUAGAUUUGAGCUUAUUGCAGGGACAUCAAGAGAGUUACAAUGGUUAUUACAACGGAGGAAACGUGUCUUCGGAGAGUGCUAGGGCGUGUUUCAAACAAGAGGAGGAUCAGCACCGUUUCUUGACUAAUAUCAAUCAUCAUAGCUCUGCUACGGAUGAUUCGGUUACUGUUUGUGGAAAUGUAGCUGGUUAUGGUGGUUAUCAAGGAUUUGCAGCCCCGGUUAACUGCGACGCCUACGCUGGUGCUGAGAUUGCUUAUACCGCAAGAAACCAGUUUUACUUUGCUCAGCAACAGCAUCAGAUCCAGCAGUCGCCAGAAGGAGAUUUUGCAGCGGCGAUGUCGAAUAAUGUUGGCUCUAAUAUGUACUUCCAUGGGGAAGGUGGUGGUGGCGGUGGAGAAGGAGCUCCGACGUUUACAGUUUGGAACGACACUUAAAAAUCAUUGGCAAAGAUCUUUUAGUUGUAUGCGUUGUGUGUUGGUGAUACUUUUGAUUCUGUUUAGUUGUUUUUUUUCUUCUUGGUAAGAUUUUUUAAGACUUAGAUUUAGUUUCCAUUAGUUUGGAUAAAUUUUCAGAUUAAAGAUCACUUUUGUCUUUUUUUUUCCUGUCUAAUACAGAAAAGUUUUCAUAAAUUUAGAUACUACGUAACGUAGUACUAAUCAGGGCCCUAUAUGAUCUUUCUCCUUAUUUUUUUUAUUGUUUUAUCUGCAACAUUGGCCCAAGAAACUUACAAACUGGCAAGCAAAGUGGUGUACUUCCCUUUUAGGAAAGCACAUUUGGGAGUUUCGUCACAGCAUUGUUCAUGUCUAUCAAUGCAUUGAGCAUUGAGGAAUGGUGGAGAAACGAGCAGUACUGGGUCAUUGGAGGAAUCUCAGCUUAUAUCUGUGAGGUUGUACAAGGUCUCCUCUAAAUCACAGCAGCUUUGACACAAAAUUUACAGUGACAUCAAAAACAACAGAUGACGAUGACUUUGGAUAACUUGUACGCAUUCAAAAUGGACAACUCGGAUUGUCCCUCGGACAACAUUCUUGAUCAUAAACAUUGUCGGAGUUGUUGCAUGCAUCUCAGAUGCUAUGAACAAUGGAUAUCAGUCUUGGGGACGUCUGUUUGGUAAACUCUUUCUUCUCCUUUUGGAUCAUUGUUCAUCUCUACCCAUUCCUCAUAAAGGUCUCCGGCAACUCUGUCACCGGAAAAUCCAUGGAUGCGCUUACGUCGUUUCACCAA